GCUCCGACGUCGCUGCUAAUACUUGUUACAUCGCCAACAACUCCUGUCGCCUGAAUGCCUCCAUAAAUGGUGGACAGCCUUUGAUUGGAAUCUACACUCCUAGCAUUUGGCGCACUUCCAUUUGAAGAAGGCCCGGAUGAGGCUAAUGACUCAGCUAGCUGUGGACCUUACCUUGGAAGAUUCGUCGGACGAGGAGUCCGCGCUAGACUGGCAGGGCCGCUCGCGAGGCCUUGCGAAGAGCCCUUCGCGUCACUCGUCGGAGCUGGCGCAGCGCCGCCGCAAAAGCUCUGAGGUCGAGAAUAUAAACGCAGGCGAAAACAACAGCAAGCGGCCUCGCCUGGCAGGGUCGCAUGUUCCCAAGCUGGAGGCUGGGGCAGGGGCCAUCGCCCACCGGGGGGCCAGCGCGGAGCGACGUCCCCACGGGCGGUCAAACUACUCUCCGACUGAGGCUGAUGACAAGGAUGAUGUCGCAUUCAUUAGCCACCAGGAGUUCAGGCAAGCGUUGAAUGCGGCGACGGCGGGCGCCGCUGCCGGCAGCGGCGGCGGGAGCGCUGCCGUUGCGUCUGUGCCGCCGGCGGGGCUAUCUUCGCCGGCGGUGGCCGGCGGCGUCGCGGGCCCAGCCGCGGCAGCCGCCCCAGCUACAUUUGCUGCAGAUGCAUCUAGCGACGAUGAGGACGCUGACGAGGUGAUGGUGACAGGGAUGGUGGGAAAGGUGGCCACGCUCCAUAUGCCGCAUCCCCGGCCGGACUGCGCCGGACACGCCUUCCAGCGCACAGCGGUGGGGCGGGGCGCCGCUGCCAACGCCGCGCACUGCCCGCAGUGCUUCUGCUACGUGUGUGAUGUCAAAGCGUCGGAGUGCGCCUUUUGGGGAACAGGCCUCGGAGAUCACGACCAUGCCAACGCCCACCCCGGCUUCCAUCGCUGGACGCAGCUGCGACACAGCGCCCGGGGCCUGUCGCCAGCCCGGCGGCAGGAGCUGAUGGUCGCGGCGGCGGCCGGCCGGAUGCCGGGGGCACCGGCGGCGGCGGCGGCGGCGCCGCCAGCCGCCGGGCCUUCGGCAGGAACAGGAGCAGCAGACGGAGCCGGCGGAGCAGGGGCUGCGGCAGCAGCCGGGGCUCCGGCGGCGGCAACCGGGCCUCCGGUGGCGGCAACCGGGCCUCCGGUGGCGGCAACCGGGCCUCCGGCGGCGGCAACCGGGCCUCCGGCGGCGGCAACCGGGCCUCCGGCGGCGGCGACAUCGGCACCCGGGGGGUGGGCCCCAGUUCCGGCAGCGCCGCCGGUCGUGGCGCACACCGCGGCGGCUCAGCAGCAGCCCGCCGCCGCGGCGCCGGCGGCCCCAGCACCGAUAGGGGCCGAGGUGGCGGUGGCGGCGGCGGCGGCCAUCUUGCAGCUCCUGGCCCAGACACCGCCGCAGCAUCAGCUCCAGCUCCAGCUCCAGCUCCAGCAGCAGCUCCAGCAGCAGCAGCAGCAGCCGGCAGCAGCAGCAGCAGCAGCAGCAGCAGCAGCCAAGGAACUCUUACAUCCAAGAACAGGCCAACGCCCAAGUCCACCGAGCCCCCAGCUCAAGCAACAUCAACUCCGAACAACGCAGCGCCAACGCCCAAGUCCACCGAGCCCCCAGCUCAAGCAACAUCAACUCCGAACAACGCAGCCAGCAGCGGCGGGAGCAGCGCCUCCAGCGGUAGCGGCUGCUGCUGGUGUGCCCGGCCAAAUACCGCCGGCGCAGGUCGGCCUGCCUGCUGCUGCAGCCGUUGCGUUUGAAGCCGCGGCGCAGGUUGCCGCCCUCAUUGCCACCGCGUUGGCUGCCGCCCCAGGUCCUGCGGCGCCCCGGCCUCAACAACAAAGCCAACAGCUGCUGGCGCGGGAGCUACAGAUGCUGCCGCCGGCGGAUUGCCAGCUGCUGCUUCAUCAGGUGCUGCUGCGGCUGCUGCUCCUGCACCUGCUGCUCCGCCGGCAGCUGCGGCGGCCGCCGCUGGAUGAGCUGGUUACACAGUGGCGGGUGCAUGCAGGGUUCCAGGUGCAGCAGCUGUCCGCUGAGCGGCAGUGGCUGCUGCUGACGCGGCUGAUGUCUCAGCUGCCGGAGGAGCAGCAGGUGCAGGAGCUGAUGCACGGGCUCGCCAGCAGCCAGCAGCUGCGGCAGGCCGCAGCAGCUGCAGCAGCGCCGCAGCAGCCGGCGCGGCCGCAAGUGAUGCAGCCGGGGCCGCAGCCGCGGCCGCAGGUGAUGCGGCCGGGGCCGCAGCAGCGGCCGUGGAUCAUGCAGCCGGGGCCGCAGCCGCGGACGCUGUAGCCUGGAUCAGGCCGUGGCAGGCUGUUGCUAUUAUUUAUGGAGUCGUGCGUCGCUGCCGUCACGGCCGCCGCUGCUUCUUGCACUGGUGUGCAGAGGGCCCCACUUGGCGAG
Messenger RNA from Chlamydomonas reinhardtii, 2398 nucleotides. RefSeq lists its product as uncharacterized. NCBI's taxonomy places the organism in Eukaryota, Viridiplantae, Chlorophyta, Chlorophyceae, Chlamydomonadales, Chlamydomonadaceae. The coding region runs from base 137 to 2287 and encodes 716 amino acids. The record is from RefSeq and is a predicted model, not a curated record. The transcript has 7 exons.